GGCCGCGGCGCUGCCGGCCCGUUGCCAUGGCGACCGGCAACAGCGGGGCAGGUGCGGGGCGGUGUCACAGCGAAAAGCUUCCCCCCCCCCUCCUCCCAGAUAUUGUGCGAUUCUUCGUUCUCCUGCACCUGCUGUGGUUACUGCACCGGUGCUGUGCUCUGCACUGCGAGAGGCAGCACGAUGCCCGCGCGUGUCCGGAAGCAUUCCCUGGAGAUUCCUCCGCCAUCUGAAGAGGACUGGCUGAAGGAUGACGAGGAAGACUUCUUCCAGCAGGAUCCCGAGCGAAUACGCGAUGCUUUGCCUCAGCCCUUCAGGAUGGCCAACAAACUGGUGAUGCUGGUUUUUGAAAAUGCUAUGGAAAUCAUUGAAAGAAGGGAGACGCUCCGAGAAGCACAAAAACUGAAGGCCCAGCCCACAAAAUGCUUUCCUACAGCUGAAUUCCAGGUAACUGGAACAGCCAAUUGCCUGUCAGUGUCUGGAAAAUUCAUCUUUGUUGGUCUGUCCGUGGGUCUGGCUGCCUUCAGGAUGUACGACUGUAAGCAGGUCUGUGUUUGGGAUGCAGUCAAGACAGAGAUUUGUGUCAUCCGCUCCUCGGACUUGGGGAACGAGCACCAUGUCCUGCUCACUGUGGAUGAAAUGGGGCUUGUCUCGCUCUUCUGCUUUCACAGGGAAAGCUUCCUACUCAUUAAGAUCUUAAAUGAGGUGGAAGAUAUUAGCAAGCGAAGUACUUGUGUGGAGGUGGUGCUGUCCUCAGGAGGUGAUUAUGCAGGAGUCCUGCUGCAAGGCAGCUCAGAAGUUUGGCUGGAGGUCUACCGAUUGCCCAAGGAUUCCUGGCUGAAGGAGACAGAGAAGAGCUCAGGAGCUGCAGCAGGGCUGGCUUUCAGGGAGAAGAGGUCAAGCUGGACAUCUGUGGAGUCUUUUGUGUCUGCAAACAAAGCUGAGGCAAAGCUGAGUCUCCCAGUGCUGGUGCUGAAAGUGAAGCCACCCAAACCCAUUACAGGAACUAAUUUUAAAAGCCCUUUGGAUGCGUUGAAGAAAGUGGAUGAUGGCAGCAUGCUUGGCUUGGGGCACAAUCACCUGAUCAAGGACUCUCAGUGGGAGCAACACGAGGCAAUCUUCCGCAGCAUUUAUCGGGAGUUUCUGGAGGCUGAGGGUGAGAGUGAGAGCAAGGAUGAGGUUCCCAGGCGUGCAGCUUUUCAUUUUCUCCUGCCCAGCUGGAUCCUACAGGGGGGAACUGACAUAAAAGUACAGCCAGAUGUUCCAGCUAGCAUCAGUGUGUACUGGGACGGAAGCCACAAUCUCUGUUUCUAUUUACUUAACCGUCCACUCAAGGAGAGAGUGGAUGCUGAUCUGAAGCCUGAUGUUGUGUGGCCAUGUGCAGCUCCAAUUGCAUGCUCCGCUGUCAGUUCCUGGUACCUGGCACUGGCAUGUGAAGAUUCAGCAAUAACUAUUUGGGAUAAACACCUAGGAUAUCCACUGUCUGUGACUGUUAUGCCAGAGAAACGUCCUAUACGUAGCAUCCACUUCCUGCAGAGUGCUGCAUCUGCCAGCAGUGAGGCACCUUGCCCUGGUACAGAUCCUCCCUCUCCAGCUGUGGAGCUUUUAGUGCUGUGUACAGAUGGGUCUUUGUAUUUGUUGAGAGCGUCCAGGGCCAAGAAGCCCAGCAUCACGCUCCUGGCAGACAGGCCUGAAGAUCCGAAUCUUGCUGUCACUGCAGUGGUGCCUGUCCUGGCAUUCCCCAGUGCUGCCCUGGUUUUCUCUUGGGAUGGCACGGUGUCCUUGAUGAAUACUGCCACAUUGCAAAUGGUUUGCUGCUUCAACAGUCCACCUUCUCAUGCUGUAGCAUCCCCCUGGCAGCCAGUGUUCACAUUGGAUACUGUGAAUUGGUGCCUGCUUCUUCGAGGAGACGAGCAGCAGACAGAUGCAUUGGCACAGAGCAGAGCCAGUCACAGCACCAUCUUCCUCUUUUACUUCAACUCCUACCCACUGGAGGAGGCUUUCCCAAAGAAACCAGAUUUGCCUUUCAAGUCCUUACAGAACCUGUCAUUGUUUGAGAGAUGUAACAUGUUCUUGCGUGAUAGUCAGCAGCGCCUGGUAGGACUCGAGGAGCAGUUGCCUGAGUACUGGAGUCGGCUGCAGGCACGAGCAGCUGCCAUGGACAAGGAGAGUCAGAAAAUAAAGGGACAGAAGAAGCCAUAGUCAGCCAUGCAUCCUGAGGACCAGGUUCUGCGGUAUCCUAAUCCUACAGACCUGUGAUCCAGCACUGAUAUUUUAACAGCAUCUCUGUUCAAAUCUAUCCUGCUGCUUUCCAGCCUGGGGCAAUUUGUUAUCUGAACUAUCUGCUUGUCUGCCACAGCCACAAGGAUCUGCUCGCGACUCUCUGCUUAUCUAACCUUCAGCCUGUUCCAGCAGGGUUCAGCUCUUCCUCAUUGGAGAUCAACACAGCUGAUGGAAGAGUCUUCAAGUAGGAAAGAACUCUUACCAAGGUGGUAUGUGAAACAACUGUGUGCUUCAGCUAAGGGUUUGUGCUGGAUCUCUGAGUCCUCUCAGAGACCUGGAACAUCAGAGCAAUAUGGUAUGUUACAAUGUCCCUCUUUAACAAAGCCUUUCCUCCAAUAAAUGUCUCUCACACUUCA
Messenger RNA from Anas platyrhynchos (mallard), 2636 nucleotides. The record is from RefSeq and is a predicted model, not a curated record. NCBI's taxonomy places the organism in Eukaryota, Metazoa, Chordata, Aves, Anseriformes, Anatidae.